AUGGCAUUCCAGCCUACCCCGAUGGAUAUCUCCGUCAUCAUUACCAAUGCAGCUUUAGCCAAGCCCGGGAAUUCGGAGCCUCGAUUCCUGACUGAACGACGCAUCACCCCAACCUGGACGGUGAUGCAGGUCAAGGCAAAGCUGGAGACUAUGACAGGAAUCCCACCAGGCUCCCAGCGUCUGCGAGUAAAAGUGCCCGGUCGACCUGAUCAAUGGGCUGACGGGGACGACCGUCUGAUUGGAGACUGGGGGCUAGUAAAGGGGUCGGAGAUCGAGGUCAAUGACAGCCGCCCACAAACUAUGCGGGCUAACUUUACCGACUUGUCAUCGGUUGAGAAAUAUGUGCUGCCAACUGAAACAUACGAGGCUCGUUCGGACUCCGUAUUGGCCUGGAAGAAGAACCAGAAGCUGGGCCGGUUUGAUCCUAACGCUUUAUCGCCCGAAGAGGCUCUGCGUCAUCAAGUCGAGAAAGACCAGACCGAGGUUCAAACGAGAGGAAUCACGGUUUCUAAACGAGCCAUCGUUCUACCUUCGUCUCCGCCUCAUAUUCGGCGCGGCACGAUCCGCUUCGUUGGACCUGUUCCGACUAUUCCUAUUACCGGUCCGGCUCGCGAGCUGCAGGAUUCAGAACUUCCGGCAGAUCUCCAGCCAAUUUGGGUCGGGAUCGAGCUUGACGAGCCGAUGGGGAAAAACGAUGGUAGUGUGGGUGGACAGCGCUACUUCGAGUGUUUAGGCAAUAGGGGCGUCUUUGUGAAGCCCGAAAAGGUUGAAGUCGGAGAGUUCCCCCCAUUGGGUUUAGACGACGACCUAGAUGACCUGAUGGAAGAGAUUUGA
Molecule: messenger RNA, 834 nt
Organism: Penicillium griseofulvum
Lineage: Eukaryota; Fungi; Ascomycota; Eurotiomycetes; Eurotiales; Aspergillaceae
Product: TBCB family protein
Exons: 3
Coding region: 1-834 (277 amino acids)
Biological process (GO): cytoplasmic microtubule organization
Cellular component (GO): cytoplasm; nucleus; microtubule plus-end
Molecular function (GO): microtubule plus-end binding
Source: RefSeq, a predicted model, not a curated record